AUCUGUCUUUCUAUUGGAAUGAUAUGAGAAGUCAUCGCAAAAACAAACUAUUAUUCCAGUCUGCUUAGGGAUGAGGAUAGGUUUAUAAAAACGAAGAUGCACAAACUUCUGGUAAACCUGGUAUUUUUCCACUUGUCAGUGAUCGCUAAGGCUGAUAAAUGUGAUCAACAACAGUUGACCAAAUAUGGCUUUUAUUUGAAGAACCACAAAUACGACGCGAAAAAAGUCUCCAAUCUUCUGGAGUGUUUGAAACUCUGUAUCACUGAUCCGAAGUGUAUAACUAUCAACUUCAUCUUGUUUGACAAGGAAUGCGAGUUGAAUAAUGAUAGUGGAAUGGGAUGGGGGUUGGUGAAGCUACCACACUCAAUCCACGGCAUUCUCAAAAAGAAGGAACGGAAAGGGUCUUCGUGCAACCAACUAAAGAAAUCCUACCCUCUUUUGAAGUCCGGUUAUUAUGACGUCAUCGUCAAUGGAAAAGAGAGGAAUGUGUACUGUGACAUGGACAACUUUAGUGGUGGAUGGAGUCUGGUGGUGUCGAUCAGUAAAUCAAGCCACGCCCAUUUACAAAGCUUCGAGAUAGAUUGCCAAGACGUUUUGAAGUGUGUGCCAUUUCCUGAAUCUCCCUUCCCGGCCAAGAAGCUUUCAGAUGAGGACAUCCGAGCAUUGGCGAGUGACGGUGAAGGAACCUUUCGUGUUGAUGUUGUUAACGGGCCGGCGACCAAUAAAAUUUCAGUUUUCUAUCAGAUUCCUUCUGGAGCUCAAAACUUUAACUCCUCCUGCAGUGGGGCUACAUGCACGGGAACUGGUUGUGUUGUAUGCCCACGAGUAAUCAUUUCAUACUCGCAUCCUUAUGUGUGGGAGUCAAAUUGCAGAGGAAUCGACGUUGGAUAUUUACUCGCUGGCCUCAAGCAUAAAGUUUUUGAUGGUCACGACAAUGCUGAAUGUGGCUCUCCCUGGUAUUCUUCUAAAUAUACACAUUUUGAUGUGCGUGCCCUUUAUGGCUACACCACGCCUGGCAUCUACUUAAAGAGAGAAGGUGUCCUGUUCGUAAAGUGAACAAUUAGACUAGACUGGCUAAGAGUGGGUUACUAAAAUAUUAUAAUUAUUAUAUACAUAUCAUAUAAGAGAGUCUUGAGACCCCGAAACAAAAUCACCCCAGGUUCCCCACUAAAUAGCGCUUUAGCAGUCUCGAAACAGAGAAGGAUUGAAGUAUCACACCUUAUAAACAAGUUCAUGAAAGGACAAGUUCUGUCCCACUGUAGAGGUAGAGUUUCAUUUUUUUAUGCACUGCAGGAAACUCUUAGCAGAUGGAAGGCAAAUUUUCUCUUUAAUAUUUGACUUUUUUCUUGCAUGCAUGCUUACUGAAUUAGCUCCCACACAUUCUUGCUCUUAUAAUUUAAGUUUCGGAAUUUAUCCGCAGUUCGCAUAGUUUGGAAAACCGCUGAAAAAAUUCGCGGGCUUUUCCCUAAAACUCCGUUUUGAUUGGCCAAGAAAUGUGAUGUUAGAAGAGUUAUGAUUGGCUAUGGGUUACGCUUGAGUCGACGAUUUGUGAUUAGUGACACAACUAUUAGUGACCCGCUAACCGCAAAAAGUCCUGAAUAGCUUCGCUAUCCACGACUUGAAAAUGGAAGGGAGACUGAUGUUGGAGUCCAUGGUUGUAUUAUUUACUUUUUGCGUGUUUCAUACAAGCAAUGUAUAUACUUCUGCCUUGUAAAGUUAAUAAAAUAUUAGUAUCAGCACCA
This is a messenger RNA of Nematostella vectensis (starlet sea anemone), 1742 nucleotides long. RefSeq lists its product as uncharacterized. The record is from RefSeq and is a predicted model, not a curated record. Bases 97 to 1056 code for a protein of 319 amino acids. Gene Ontology annotation, molecular function: oligosaccharide binding. NCBI's taxonomy places the organism in Eukaryota, Metazoa, Cnidaria, Anthozoa, Actiniaria, Edwardsiidae. The transcript has 8 exons.